This is a messenger RNA of Exophiala oligosperma, 825 nucleotides long. RefSeq names its product V-type proton ATPase proteolipid subunit 2. Gene Ontology annotation, cellular component: proton-transporting V-type ATPase, V0 domain. The transcript has 5 exons. Gene Ontology annotation, biological process: proton transmembrane transport. The record is from RefSeq and is a predicted model, not a curated record. The coding region runs from base 172 to 672 and encodes 166 amino acids. Gene Ontology annotation, molecular function: proton-transporting ATPase activity, rotational mechanism. NCBI's taxonomy places the organism in Eukaryota, Fungi, Ascomycota, Eurotiomycetes, Chaetothyriales, Herpotrichiellaceae.
GCUUUGCCUGCGGUUGUGAUGUGAUCUUAAGAACGCAGGCACAUCUCUACAAUACACAUUUACACCAACACGACUCAACGUUGUCGCACUUCCUAUGAACUCCCCUGUGACAAUCAUACCACGGACCUCGAACUCAAAUUAGCGAAAAGGACCCUUGAUACCAGAGGCAGAAUGCCCGGCAUCAUGGAAACACCCGUGAACGAAUAUACACCAAGCUUUGCACCCUUUUUUGGCAUGGCUGGAAUUGCAUCCGCGAUGAUAUUUGGAUGUUUAGGAGCAGCAUAUGGAACGGCAAAAUCAGGAAUUGGCAUUGCUGGUGUCGGUCAAUACCGUCCUGAUCUGGUUAUGAAGUCGUUGAUACCCGUGGUCAUGUCCGGAAUUAUCGCUGUCUAUGCUCUUGUGAUAGCAGUCUUGAUCGCUGGAGACAUGGAACCUCCCCCAGCAAAGCACUACAGUCUCUUCACAGGCUUCAUGCAUCUAGCCAGUGGUCUCAGCGUAGGGUUGGCGGGGUUGGCGGCCGGGUAUGCCAUUGGCAUUGUGGGAGACAUGGGUGUGCGAGCCUACAUGCAGCAAUCCCGGAUUUUCGUGGGUAUGGUGCUCAUUUUGAUUUUUGGCGAGGUGCUUGGACUCUACGGCUUGAUUGUUGGGUUGCUCCUGAACUCGAAGAGUUAAGCCUUGACACUGGGAGGUUGUAUGAGCUUAGCUAGGUUUCUGCGAAAUAUAAAACGGUGUUUGGUGCUUCUAGAGGGAUAACUGGUUGUGGGAGAUCAUGUACUAGUAAUAUCAUAUGCAUGAAUUGAACAUCGCUAUACGCUAUAACACUCG